GGAAGUAAUGACGUCAUGAAUGAAAGGUAGUAGACAACUCUGAAAUUUGUGUCCCAAAAGAAAAUUACAAACUGCAAGAAAUAUUCCACAGAAAAGUGAAUGGAAGUUAAAAAGUAAAAUAAAAACAAGCAAUUAAAGUGGUUCAAAUUUGAGUUAUUUCGUUUUCGUCAUUUUAUGAAGGUAUAUCUUUGAACGUAACAAAAUGUCAGAUUUUGGUCCUAUAACCCUCAAAUGGGAUCCAAAAAACUUGGAAAUACGUACAAUGUCUGUAGAGAAGACAUUGGAACCUUUAGUACUUCAAGUGACAACUUUAGUCAAUACUAAAGGACCAAGUAAGAAAAAGAAAGGAAAGUCUAAACGAGCUAGUGCGUUAGUUGGUACUGUUGAAAAAGCAACAGCCAAUUUUAUUGAAAAAGGUGAGCAAAUAGCUUAUGAAAAUCCAGAUAUUACAGCAGAAAUGCUCUGUGCUGUUGAAGAAGUCAAAAAAACUGGGGCUGCUAUGAGUAUUGCAGCAAGAGAAUUCUCAGAAGAUCCCUGUUCUUCCCUUAAACGUGGAAAUAUGGUCCGAGCAGCUAGAAAUCUCUUAUCAGCAGUAACUCGAUUAUUGAUCUUAGCGGAUAUGGUUGAUGUUCACCUCCUUCUAAAAUCACUGCACGUCGUUGAAGACGAUUUAAAGAAGCUUAAAAAUGCAUCAUCUCAAGGCGAACUACUGGAGAAUAUUAAACAGUUUGGUAGAAAUGCUUCAGAAUUGAUGAAUCAAGCAGCUAAGCGUCAACAAGAAUUAAAAGAUCCUCAACUUCGCGAUGACCUCGCUGCAGCUCGUGCUGUCUUGAAAAAACACUCAACAAUGUUAUUGACAGCGUCAAAGGUUUACGUUCGCCAUCCAGAAUUAGCAGCUGCUAAAGCUAAUCGUGACUAUGUUUUAAAGCAAGUGUGUGAAGCUGUAAAUACAAUUAACGAUGUAGCACAGGGUAAAGUUCCUUCUGAUAGUCAGCAUCCUUACGAUGGUCCUGGAGAAUUGGCUGCUGCUUUAGAUGACUUUGAUGAACGCAUGGUUAUGUCUCCACUUGCUUAUAAUGAAGUCUGUACAAGACCAAGUUUAGAAGAACGUCUUGAAAGUAUCAUUAGUGGGGCUGCGCUUAUGGCAGACUCCUCAUGUACUCGAGAUGAGCAUCGUGAACGAAUCGUCGCUGAAUGCAAUGCCGUUAGACAAGCUCUGCAAGAUUUAUUAAGUGAAUAUAUGAAUAAUAUGGGUGUCAAAGAGCAAUCUGAAGGCUUAGAACGUGCAAUUGAUCACAUGUGUAGGAAAACUCGAGAUCUUCGUCGUCAGCUCCGCAAAGCAGUGGUAGAUCAUGUUUCAGACAGUUUCCUUGAAACCAACGUACCACUUUUAGUUCUCAUUGAAGCUGCACGCAAUGGAAGAGAUAAAGAAGUCGAAGAGUACGCUUUAGUUUUUACAGAACAUGCUAAUAAACUUGUAGAAGUCGCUAAUUUAGUCUGCAGUAUGUCCCCGAAUGAAGACGGAGUCAAAAUGGUUCGAUAUGCUGCUGCACAGAUUGAAAAUCUUUGUCCACAAGUAAUCAAUGCUGCUAGAGUUCUUGCAGCACGACCAAGAUCCAAGGUAGCUUUAGAUAAUAUGGAAGUUUUCCGUCAAGCUUGGGAAAAUCAAGUUCGUGUUCUAACUGAAGCUGUCGAUGAUAUCACGACAAUUGAUGAUUUUCUGGCUGUUUCUGAGAAUCAUAUACUCGAAGAUGUCAAUAAAUGUCUCCUUGCUCUUCAAAAAGGUGAUGCAGAUACUCUAGAUAGGACUGCUGGAGCUAUUCGUGGACGCUCUGCAAGGGUUUGUAAUGUAGUACAAGCAGAAAUGGAUAAUUAUGAGCCGUGUAUCUAUACCAAGCGAGUUUUAGAAGCAGUUAAAGUACUUAGAGACCAAGUAAUGCCCAAAUUUGCUCAAAGAGUUGAAGUUGCUGUAGAUGCAUUGAGCAGUAACCCUGCUAAAGAUGUUGAUGAGAACGACUUUAUUGAUGCUUCAAGACUUGUUCACGAUGGAGUACGAGAGAUUAGACGGGCAGUUUUGAUGAAUCGUGCUGAUGAAGAUUUAGAUCCUGAAGAUGUUGAACUUGAUGAACAUUAUACUCUGGAAACUCGAAGUAAAUCAAGCGCACAAACCGGAGAACAUGGAGUUGAUGAGUAUCCAGAGAUUAGUGGCAUUACGACAGCUCGAGAAGCUAUGAGGAAAAUGCCUGAAGAAGAUAAACAGAAGAUUCUUCAACAAGUUGAGUACUUUAGAAGUGAAAAAUUGAAAUUUGACAAAGAAGUAGCUAAAUGGGACGAUGCAGGAAACGAUAUCAUUGUUCUUGCGAAACACAUGUGUAUGAUUAUGAUGGAGAUGACAGAUUUUACCCGUGGGCGCGGGCCUUUAAAGACGACAAUGGAUGUCAUCACUGCAGCUAAAAAAAUUUCUGAAGCUGGAACAAAACUUGAUAAAUUAACAAGACAAAUUGCUGAUCAGUGUCCUGAAAGCUCUACGAAGAAAGAUCUUCUUGCUUACUUGCAAAGAAUCGCUCUUUAUUGUCACCAAAUGAAUAUCACUAGCAAAGUGAAGGCUGAUGUACAGAAUAUCAGUGGAGAGCUUAUUGUUUCGGGGUUAGAUAGUGCAACAUCACUUAUUCAGGCCGCGAAGAAUCUGAUGAAUGCAGUAGUUUUGACUGUUAAAGCUUCCUAUGUAGCUUCUACUAAAUAUCCUAGGCAAUCUACGGUGACUCAAUCUCCUAUCGUUGUAUGGAAAAUGAAGGCACCGGAGAAGAAACCACUCGUGCGUCCAGAGCGACCGGAAGAAGUUCGAGCAAAAGUUAGGAAAGGUUCACAGAAAAAGGUUCAAAAUCCAAUUCACGCUUUGUCAGAAUUCCAAAGUCCUACAGAAAGUGUAUAAGAAAAGAAAUUUAGUAAAUAAUAAACAAGUAAAGAAUUAAUUAAA
Molecule: messenger RNA, 2977 nt
Organism: Chelonus insularis
Lineage: Eukaryota; Metazoa; Arthropoda; Insecta; Hymenoptera; Braconidae
Gene: alpha-Cat
Product: catenin alpha
Exons: 5
Coding region: 203-2932 (909 amino acids)
Biological process (GO): cell-cell adhesion; cell migration
Cellular component (GO): adherens junction; catenin complex; actin cytoskeleton
Molecular function (GO): actin filament binding; cadherin binding; structural molecule activity
Source: RefSeq, a predicted model, not a curated record